Messenger RNA from Populus euphratica (Euphrates poplar), 2707 nucleotides. RefSeq names its product 2-oxoglutarate (2OG) and Fe(II)-dependent oxygenase superfamily protein. The coding region runs from base 702 to 2285 and encodes 527 amino acids. Lineage: Eukaryota; Viridiplantae; Streptophyta; Magnoliopsida; Malpighiales; Salicaceae. The transcript has 4 exons. The record is from RefSeq and is a predicted model, not a curated record.
UCUUUCUCUCCACUUCGUGAAGUUGUGGACAAAGUUUAUGCAAAAAAGUUCUGAUUUUGAAGUUAGUUUUAGUCUGGAUUUGUUGCUUUUUAUUGAUAAAUGGAAAUAAGGAUGGUCAUUUUGAUGGAAAAGCAGAGAAGAUUGUUAUUUUCUUUGGGUCAGGAUAUGCAUUAAAGGGCUAUUUCAUAGCUGAUGUUCAAAGGGGCAGUUUAUUUAUGGGAAGUUAAUUUUUUAUUUCACUAUGAAAGAUAAGUUUUUUAGGUUUUAGAGCUAGGAGUAGGAACUGGGUCUUGAUAAUUGGGAACUCAAGAGGUGGUUUUUGCAAGAGAAAAUGUGAUUUUAGGAAGUGGGUAUGAGCUGAAAUUGUUGAUACAAAACUUAGAGGAUGUUGAUUGAAUGAAGUGGGCUUUGAAAAGCUUACUGUUCUGUAAAAGCAUAUUACAUCGUCAUUACUAUUUCAUUUUCUGUAGUUUAUUUUUGUUAUAUUGUUUCGUUUAGGAUGAUAAAUGAAUCAUUUGACAAAUUAGUGUUAUUUUCUGCUGAAAAAACUGGAAAUACAAGUAGGAAUGGCAUGCCACAGUUGAUUCAUGUGGAAAAACCAAAGUGCCCUUCAUAAGACCUGUAGAUGUCUGCAUUCUUGUUAUUAUCUGCAAAAUUCCCUGUAACAUGUCGUUUCAUUUGAGAUUAGAUGACCAUUUUAAAUGAAUAAGUUUCUAAGUUCAAGGCAACUGAAACAAGUUUUGAUUAUUUACAUGAUGGCUAACAGUUUUUGGAUUGUGACUGAUGCCGUAGUUCACUGUGCUGUUCAUAGGGUGCUUUGGUUCUGUUUAAGCUCAGGCAACCAUCACAGUGACAGUUUCAUGGCAGGCAAUGGCCUGCCACCUUUGGGUCGUGUGAAGCUUAGCGAUCUAGUUCCCUCUGAAGGCCUUCCUUCUGAAUCUUACAAACUAUCAGUAAUGACUUUGUCACAAUCGCUUGUUCAAUAUUCUGCCGCCAUCAUUCAGUUUUCAUCAAGUGACGGGGCUCUCUUAAGAUCUGGUUUGGAUUCUGCUCGCUUGUAUUUCCAUCAACGAUCAUCAUUUCCAGCUCCAGAUAUGAUUCACACUAAUGAUUCUCGUGAAUGGUGCAAGACAUCAGGUUACUACAUGGAUCCUCAGCUAUGGCAGGAAACAUAUGAUUAUAGACCUGGACUCACUCCUAUAGAGCCCAACAAUACAAUGGAAAUUCCUCCAGGAGGUUUGCCUGACAUCUUUUGCCUGCUUGGAAAGGCAGCUAGGGAUAUACUGGAUGCCAUCAGCUUCUAUUUGACUUUGCGUAGCUCUCCAUUCACUGAAAUACUUGAUAAUGUUCCCUUGAGAGACAGGGAAAUAUCAUCUUCUGUGUUAUCUGUUUGUUGUCAUGCAAGGCCAUCUUUUCAGGGCACACAACAUCAUAAUUUAACAGCCCAUGAGGACGGGCAGCUGGUUAUGUAUCCGGACCAUGAGCACCAAGUGGAUAAAAGCCUAAUAUCUCUUGUCAAGUCAGAUAAGCCAGGUUUACACAUAAGAGACCUUCAUGGUCGGUGGGUUCCUGUGGAUGUUGAUCUUGGUCCUCAAGAAGCCGUUGUAUACCCUGGUCUUGCCCUCUACCAGGCAACUGCAGGCUAUGUCAACCCAGCACUGCUCAGAACAGAGUUUAAUAGCAUGCAGGGUAGCAUGUAUGGACGCUGUUCUUUGGCUUUUAAACUUAUGCCAAAAUCCAUGACCAGUCUCAAUUGUUCGGAGAUGAGAGCAGCUGGUCAUGGUGUUGAAGCUCAAUUUCAGCUACCAAUACCAGUGGAUGAUUUCAUGCAGAGAUCACAUCCUACCGACCAGCUUUUUAACAGACAUAAUUUCCAGAGUUUCAGUUCCCCUACAGCGCAAGAUGGAUCUGUGAAGCCCUUGAUGAGGAGGAGGAAGAAUAAUUCAAGAUGCAAACCUCUACCACCUUCAAAGAGGCUAAGGCUUGAGGCCCAGAGGGUUCUGAAAGAAAGAGUUCAGGACAUUGCUGAUAAAAAGGGUAUCAAGUUAAGAUUCUGCAACCUGAAAGAGUGUGAGAAUCACAUUCAUGCCCUAGAUAGCCCAUGUGCAAACAUAAGAAUGGAGAUUGGAUGGCCUCCUGGAGUGCCAUUUGUUCAUCCCCAUGAUUUACCAAAUAAGGCAAAGAUUAGUUUUCUUGAAGCUUACGAGCCCGGUGCUACUCACGAUAUGGAGUUGAGUUUCACAGACCCUGGACAAGGCAGUCAACAUACGUCCAGCUGUAAUUGAAUCAGUUUCAACCGUUUUAAAUAGGUGGCAACCAUUGAUCAGCUUAUGACUGAGACUGACUUGGAUGAUCUCUAUAGUUGCCUUGUAUGGACCAUUUAACCAGUCUUCAUUCAGGUUUUGACGCUACAGUGGUUCUCCAAAACUGUAUGAAAACCGUAUGAGAUGAGAGCAUUUGAGCUACAAUCACUGAGGAUAUGUGAAAUACAGGUUACUUUGGCUUGGAUCGUUCUGUGUCUAAAUUGAUAAGAUCGUGGUAGUGUUGUGUUGAGAUCUACUUGACCACGUUAGUAGUUGGUUCGGAUCUGUACGUAUUGCCAGUAGAGAGUUGAAAUGAGAUGUAUACUUACUGGUCCUUGUGAUGUUUCUAUACGAAUAUAACCAAACAAUCACUGUCAUACAAUUCAAUGUCGUUCUUUUAAUCA